Adineta steineri is the source of this 804-nucleotide messenger RNA. The record is from the annotation of a GenBank genome assembly. Lineage: Eukaryota; Metazoa; Rotifera; Eurotatoria; Adinetida; Adinetidae.
AUGAAUGAUGAUUUUCAUUCGAUUAGUGAUAAAAUAACUCCAGCAUCAACUAAUCAAUCAAGAAUAUCAUAUAUAAAUAUUCUAAAGAGAAAAGAACUCGUAUGGAUUACAUUUGGUGUUAUUAUUAUUUUAAUUAUAGUAUCAAUAACUAUUUUAUUACCUUUUAUUAUGAUAAAAAAUAAAAAUACAUCACAAAUAACGACAAUAACAACAACGAUAAUAACUACAACAACAACAGCAACAGAAGAAUCAUCAUUUACUUCUAUGUCAAAUAAUAAUUAUCUUAAAUGGAAAUUAGAUUUUUCUAUUGUCGCUGGUGGAAAUGGGUAUGGAACUAACUUAAAUCAAGUUAGUUUAACUCGAGGAAUCUAUAUUGAUGAUGAUAACCAAACGAUUUAUAUUACUCAAUAUAAUAGUGGCCGGAUUGUUGGAUGGAAAUUCGGUGAAAAAAGUGGUGAAGUCGUUGCUGGUGGAAACAAACAAGGAAAUAAAUUAAAUCAAUUAGACAAUCCAUCAGACGUAACUGUUGAUAAAAAAAAUAAUUUACUCAUUAUUUGUGAUCAAGGAAACGAACGUGUAGUACAAUGGUCUCGUCAAAAACUUAUAGAUCCGAAAAUAAUUAUCGACGAAAUUAAAUGUAACGGUGUAACAAUCGAUAAUGAUGGAAAUAUUUAUGUUUCAGAAGGAGAGACACAUAGUGUUAAACGACUGAAACAAGGAGAGACAAAGGUAACAACUGUAGCAGAAUCACAAUCGUCUGUUAUAGAUCGUAUACAACUGAGCUAUUUAAGUGAAUCAUUUUAG